Messenger RNA from Hyphopichia burtonii NRRL Y-1933, 4640 nucleotides. RefSeq lists its product as uncharacterized. Bases 150 to 4211 code for a protein of 1353 amino acids. The record is from RefSeq and is a predicted model, not a curated record. NCBI's taxonomy places the organism in Eukaryota, Fungi, Ascomycota, Pichiomycetes, Serinales, Debaryomycetaceae. Gene Ontology annotation, molecular function: ATP binding; ATP-dependent chromatin remodeler activity. The transcript has a single exon.
CAGGUUUUGCGGCACGGGUUUUGCACUGGUGAAAAUUGGUUUUUUUUUUUUUUUCUUUUAAAAAAAUACUAUAUCGAUUUAGCGAUGAAUUUAUUGAAUCCUCCUUCUUUUGCAUCCAUUGAUUGAUUGCAAACGAUUUUAUCUAAGAGAUGGGUCCCAAAAGGAAAACUCCUAAUCCGCAACUGCGGAAACGGAGCUUACCUAAUUCCCUGGUCCAGUCAAUUUAUCAAUUCACCAAUGAUUUAAAUCAGCUCAUACCAAUUGGAACGUUGAACUUUAUUGACAUGCCGCUAGGUGAAACGCUGCUAUACGGGUUGGAGACUGGUCAUGAUGGUCUUGGGAGCAGGUGGAAGUGGGCAGAUUUGGAUUUUUUGCUCAGUACAAUCAAAGAAAAUAGACUAAACCCUCUUGCAACCGAUUUACUACAUCUUAUAAGGUUUCGGUAUUUGAUGGCAACUUAUAAAACGUUCAAAGUAAGGAUACCACAAAAGGCCAAUGACUAUACAGUUGUGUGUAAGGUUCGACUAUAUGGUGUUCCAACGGAUGUGGGUGGAUCUUUACAGAUACUUCGAUGGAGAGAUGGCCUUCCCAAAAACUGGUUUGUAGAAAGUAACUAUAAGAGAAUAUGGACUCAGUAUAUAAACAUCAUUGAUUAUUCUGAAGAAGGUUGGAAUACUCCCUUAAAUGGGAUAUUGUUGCUGGAACUAAGCAAAACACCCAUGCUACUUAUAUCAUUCAUUUUCGAUGGGGCAGACGCCCGAAUGCCCAAUCAUAAAAUAAGGUCACCUAAUUUCCAUAUAGAUCGUUGGACUUCAAACAGGCCAUUUCUUCUUAGUCCAAAAGACGCUUCACAGCCAUUGGGUUUGAGGUUGCAAGAAGUUUAUAAUAGUAUAAUGACUCCAGAGUUUCCUGCCCUUAGUGCAACUUACACCAAAGCUUAUGGUACGGUACCUACACCAGAAGAGACUUUGUCGAGAAUCAUUAAGGAGUCAGAAACCGGAGAAGUUGCAAUUGACGGUGUCAAGUCCAAGUUAUAUCCAUUUCAAGUCAAGUCUCUCUCUAAAAUGCUUGAGAAAGAAUCAUCCCCUAAAAGGGCCCUUAUUCCGAACAUGAUCAAAUUGAAAUGUCCAAAUCUGUUCAACAAUUACUAUUUCGAUUUAUUUAAUUACCGUCUCUAUACCUCUCCGGAACUUUAUGCCUUACCAAGAGGUGGGAUCUUAGGGGAAUCAAUGGGGGUUGGUAAGACCUUGAUUUGUCUAAGUUUGGUUUGUCUUACAAAGUUCGAUGUUUCAACAGUGCCGGAAGACUUAUUGUUAUACGAUGACUCGGAUGAAGACAUCAGCGUGCUAUACCCCGAUCAGCAAAGAGAAUUGUUUUCCCCAAAGCCUGCUCUGAUCACUCUGUUGGUUGAUAUUUGCAAGAAAACUAUCAAUCAAUGUUCAUUGCCUUGGAAAUAUUAUUUAAAUGAUUUACCGACUUCAGUUGUUAAACAGCUUCUGGGAUCAGCGGGAUCUUUCAAAAUUCCUUUGAAGAAUCUUCAAUACGCUUCUGCUUUCAGCCUUAAGUCGACUGCCCCGUUGACAAGAUGGAGACAGACGGAUAUUAAUGCGCCAGCUGAAGGUAACAUUUAUAGAACAUUAUAUCUUUGCAAUACCACUUUAAUAAUCGUUCCUGAUAAUAUCUUCCAUCAAUGGAAUAACGAAUUGAAAAAGCAUAUAGAGCCAACCUACCUCAAGAAAUUGUUCAUAUCUAAUCAUUUUAACAAAUCUGUGAGUAACACUAAUGGAACAUUCAUCGAAUCCGUCCCUUCAGAUGUUAAAACACUCUUGGACUAUGACUUGAUUAUAAUUUCCACGUCGCUUCUAGUUAGCCAAAUUUCUAAACUUAGAACUGGAAACUCCCCACUUAAUAAUGUGUAUUGGAAACGAUUAAUAAUUGAUGAAGGUCACUCCCUAUCUUCAAAAAGUAAAACAAGCGACCUUUGCAAAAAUUUCCAUGCAGAGCGUCGUUGGGCAGUAAGUGGGACACCUACUUCUGGAUUAACGAGACUUCAAAUAGACGAACAAACCGAUGAACAAGGUGAUAUAAACUCUUCACCUGGAAAGAAAAACAAAUACCUUGUGAAAACAGACUUCAAUGAAAAGGAAGAUCUUUCAAAAUUAAGCAAUAUAGUUUCCAAUUUCUUAAAGAUAGAACCUUUUUAUUCCCAACCUAAGGCAUGGCAAAACCUUAUUGCAAAACCAUUCAUCAAAGAUUUAUACGGAUCUAAAACUAGUUUGACUAACUUACUAAACGAAAUAAUGGUAAGACAUAAUUUGGGCGAUAUAGACCAAGAUUUAAAGUUACCUCAGCUACAUCAUGAAGCGGUAUUUCUCGAGCCAUCUUAUCAUAACAAGAUAUCAAUUAAUCUCUUCACUGCAGUAUUGGCGGUGAAUGCAGUAUCCUCAGAAAGAACUGACGUUGAUUAUAUGUUUCAUCCCGCGAAUAGACCACAGUUAAGAAGACUUGUUACCAAUUUACAGAGGGCUACUUUUCAUUGGACUGGUUUCCAACAGGAAGAUGUGGAGGGUUUGAUACAUGUUUGUGUUCACUCUUUGAAGAAAAGAAGAGCAAAUGGUAAAUCUAUAUAUUCUGAUUAUGAUUUAAGCUUGGUGAAACAAGCACUAGAAGCCUCCAGGUUGGCAUUAUCCAACCCUAGGUGGAGAACUUCGGCGUUGUUGCACGAAAUGAAUUAUUACUUAUCUAAACUUCCAGAUAUUUUCACCAAGUCUUUCGGAACUGGGGUUUUACAGACAACUGACUCAUCUGGGAGAACAAAUGAUGUCGGGGUUUUUGGUGCUCCACAUAUUCAAACCAUGCAAGAGUUCUUUUAUAAAAAUCGAUUUCUCAAUAUGAGUGAUGCAGAAAAGUUGAAUGAAAAGCUAGAUGCUGCUGCGAAACCCUUUUGGUCCUCUUACUGGCAAAACGCAGUAAAGCGCAAUACUGAAAAGUUUAAUAAGCAAGAUACAAAUCAGAGUUUGAGUGCAAGUGUCAUGCCUGAGCAGAUUACUAAUGCUAUUGAAACACCUAGUGUUCUUGAUAAUCUUGACGAAAAUUCACGAAAUGUACUUACCACUCCGAAACGGAAAACUCAAAUAAAACUGAAUGAUGUUAGUCCUGAAGAUAAAUUGAAGCGAACUAAUGGGGAAGGCUUGAAAAUGACAGACGAUAUCACAAACAAUUUCUCUGCCCUGGGUUCAAGUACUUCAUAUCAAUCUAUAAGGGAGUCGAGGUUGUUGGGUACCGCGUCCUCUAAGUUGUCUUAUCUAGCCAGUAGGUUGUUGGAGCACCAAAAGGCCAAAGUUAAGUCGAUUGUUUUUUUUGAAUUUGAAGAUAGUGCAUACUACCUAACUGAGUUACUCGAAUUAAUGGGCAUUGGGUAUAUCCUUUACGCAACAUUUAUUUCACCGACAGAAAGAGCUAAUAAUCUUGCUGAGUUUGGCGGAUUUGACUCGGAGAAUAAUGGGGGAAUUACCCUUAUAAUGGACUUGAGAUUAGCUUCACAUGGCUUAACCGUCAUUUCUGCCACUAGAGUUUAUUUUAUCAGUCCAGUUUGGCAUAGGUCAGUUGAAGCACAGGCUAUUAAAAGAGCUCAUAGAAUCGGUCAAACGAAAGAUGUCUAUGUUGAAACAUUGGUUUUAAAAGGAACUUUAGAAGAAGAAAUAUAUAAAAAGAGAUCAAAGGAAACUGACUCAGAGAUAGAUAACGAACAGGAAAAGAAAAACAAGUUCGUCAUUGAUGAUACUGGAAUGCAAGAUUUCAUUUUAAAGCAUAAGUUUUUGGAUGUUGAAGAGAACGAUCCUGAGUAUAGCCCUUUUUUUGCACCCGCUCUAAACAAAAAUGCUUUUUUUGAUCCUCUUCAUGAUGAGGGUGACAUUCUGGAGUAUGCUCUAUUGGAACAUAAGGAUAUUAUUCACAAAAAAGAUAAUGUUCUUCUGUUGAGAGAAUGGAUUGUGUAUGUGUUCAGCAAAGAAUGUUUGGAUAGACUGAAUCUGAUUAAAGCAUUCAAAACUACGAAACGAAAACAUAAAGAUGAAUUCUUAUUUGAAUUUGCCGAAGCCGGAUACAAAAGUGAAGUUAAUGAAAAGAUGGAUCAAGAAACAGAAGCGAUCAAGAAGCUGGCUUCUUUACUUGAUCUGGCUCUUCCUAAACGCAAAAAAGUAAGAUUUUAAAGUGAUACAAGAAUAGAAGUUGGCUUUACAUACAUUCUUAUUUUUAUUUUAUUAAUGCAUUUAUGAACUAUUUGUUUAAUCUAUUGUACAAUAAUUAUAUAUGCCUCACAAUUACCAGGCCAUCUGUGGAACUUGUAAGCACUAUAUUCUCUGUAGGAUGAUAAUCCACAUCUAAAACUGUACCACGGUGUCCUGCAAGCUUUUUCAAAAUCUUCCUCGAAUUAUAAUCGAAUUGAGUUACAGUUUUAUCUUCUGACCCCGAAAUUAUUGAUACGUUGUUAUUACUGAAAGUCGUCCUUAUCAAUUGCAUCUCAUUUCCUGAAGGCGCCCCGUCAUAUACGUAAGGACUAAUUCUAGAUAUACCAUCAGGAACAUGAUCUUUUGCACUGUAAGUUCUAAUAUCACCAUUCAUGGCACGACUUAUUAAAA